This is a messenger RNA of Talaromyces stipitatus ATCC 10500, 814 nucleotides long. Its product is annotated as acyl carrier protein, putative. Bases 120 to 533 code for a protein of 137 amino acids. Lineage: Eukaryota; Fungi; Ascomycota; Eurotiomycetes; Eurotiales; Trichocomaceae. Gene Ontology annotation, molecular function: acyl carrier activity; acyl binding. The record is from RefSeq and is a predicted model, not a curated record. Gene Ontology annotation, cellular component: mitochondrion. The transcript has 6 exons. Gene Ontology annotation, biological process: fatty acid biosynthetic process.
GCUUUUCCCACGACAGUUCUAUCAAUUGCCCAAUUACCUCCCACGCCUCGUUGCUCACCCCUAAAUAAAAGAGAUUUAUAUUCCUCCCGAGCGCUCUUCAUUUCUCUUUAAUUAUCAACAUGUUUCGUUCCGCUAUUGUGCGCUCGUUGAGAGCUUCCGUCCCUCGCACCGUUCGGGCUGCUGCUGCUCCUCGCAUUCAGAUCACUCCUGCCGUUCGCCCAUCUCAAUUCGUCCCUGUUUUCAAUACUCAAACACCCCGUUUCUACUCAGCUCCUGCUGGUCUUUCCAAGGAUGAAGUUGAGGGUCGUAUAGUGAACUUGUUGAAGAACUUUGAUAAGGUCUCCGAUGCUAGCAAGAUUAACGGAGCAUCUCACUUCACAAAUGAUUUGGGCUUGGACAGCCUUGAUGUUGUCGAGGUUGUGAUGGCUGUUGAGGAGGAAUUCAGCAUUGAAAUCCCCGACAAGGACGCCGACGCUAUCCACAGUGUCGAGCAAGCCGUUAACUACAUCCUCUCUCAGCCUGAUGCCCAUUAAACAGUCAUAGACGGACGGACUUUCGCUGCUUGGAAUUUGGUGUGUCAUUUGAGAAUCGUUUAGAUAAUGGGAGCUCCUGCUACUGGCGUUCUCUUGUGCACUUAAUCUACUCGUGGUUCUUGGUACUUUGUACCCUUGUAUAUCAUCUAUCAGACCCAUCUUUAUAAAACACGCUUCCGUUUCUCUAGACGACACUCGUCUUUCAUACAACUUAGGUACAGUUCCAUGUAUUAUUACGAAAAUACAUGUACAUAUCGACCAUGGGAAGACAUGUGUCUGUA